AUGGAACAACUCAAACGGCUAAAGGGAGUGAGGGGCCGUCUCAAAUCCAGCCUCACUAAACUGCUACACACAGCAGAAAACUCUUCCGCAUCAAUCGGCGUUGACGCCGUGGAGGUACUGCUAGUCAGGCUCGACAAGGUUUGGAAUGAUUUCGAACUUGCCGGAGAUGAUCUGAGCGUGCUUGACGACGUCGAGGGCUGGGUUGAUCCUGCGAAUGACUACGACGAGUAUGAGGCGAAGUACAUAAAAGCCCGUGCGCUUUUGUUUUCCCUCAAGCGCUCACAGGAGCCGACAACACCAACAACAACGAGACAUGCAGAAGGAGAUUCAAUAGCUAACAACGACGCUAUUUCUCGCUUAGUGCAGCAACAACAAGGGUUUUUCGAACGCCUAGGAGCAACUUCAACACCAACCCCGGCUGACGCCGCGGCGCCAAUACAAAAGUACCACUAUCUAAAAUCGUUCCUCGUGGACGAGGCUGCAAGUUUGGUACGCCAUUUGCCGAUUUCUGAGACGGCAUAUGACAACGCUUGGGAGCGCCUCAACGAGAGAUACGAUCGACCACGGCAAAUUAUUCACAACCUGUUGGACACCUUUAUGGAGCUACCAUCGACUAAUAAUGGAGAGGUAUCCAUAUUGCGUAGCAUAUCAGAUGGUGCAAAUGAGGUCAUCCGUGCAUUGGACUCAAUUGGCCAUAUGGACCGAGACUGCUGGGUUAUCCAUUUAUUGCUGAAUAAAAUCGAUCCAGAGUCACGCCGCAAAUGGGUAGAUGCAAGCCGUGCUUCAAAUUCACCAAAAGUCGAAGAGUUCUUCAAGUUCCUGGAUGCACGAUGUGAAGAAUUUGAGCUGUGUCAAAGCGAACCUGUACCGAGACAGGGUGGUAACAACAAGAAGACAAGCAGAGCCAUGGUAACUGCUGCGCUGACAAAAUGCGUUAAUUGUAAUGCGGAUGGGCAUCAACUGUCUAAGUGUCCUCAAUUCAUUGGUUUGUCUAUCGACCAACGCCGUUCUUUUGUAAAGCACAAAUCUCUCUGCUUCAACUGUCUCAAACCAGGUCACAGGUCAUCAAACUGUAGCUCAAAGUACAACUGUCAGCAGUGUGGCAGCAGACACCACACACUCAUACACACGCAUGCUAUGCAGACCAACGAGGGUCAAAUCAUAUCCACGUCUUCAAGCGAUCACAAGGAUCCAGACACGACAUCGGUGACUGCGAGUCACAUGUCACAGGCACUACUCACGCCAACCCUAUUGUCACAUGGGCAAGUAGGACGAACAUGUACUUUGCCAACUGCAUUGGUACACAUCCGCAACUCUCAAGGCACAUACACAAACUGCCGGGUGCUACUCGACACGGGCUCGGAGUUAUCAUAUGUAUCGGAACGCUGUAUUAAGGCACUGGGUCUUAGUCGGGUUCCUGGCCGAAUUCUCAUUUCCGGCAUUUCUUCAAUCAAGGCCGAUACCACGAGGGGAUUCAGCACACUCACGAUCAAGUCUCGAGUUUCUGAUCACUCGCUACAAGUAAAAGCUCAUAUUCUAGGAAAAAUCACAUCUACGCUGGCAAGGGAAAACAUUUAUGCAUCUGCGCUUGAGAUCUUCAAUGGGAUUCCGCUUGCAGACACUGAAUUCAACUCGGCAUCGCCUAUAGACGUCCUACUAGGCACCGAUUCUGUAUGGGCUAUUUUAACCGGCAACAGGAAGCUGGAUGCGCAAGGCAACAUAAUAGCUAUUUCAACAAUCUUUGGAUGGGUUAUCACAUCGAUUGCGUAUCAAAAUCCAUCAAUCACCACGUCAUUUUUGUCUACAGUCGAUAUCCAUGCUACUCUACAAAGGUUUUGGGAAAUCGAGGACUCCCAAAUCACCACUCAUCAUGAUCCUGAAAAUGUUAAGGGUGAAGAGCAUUUUCAAACCACGCACUCACGCGACUCCAAGGGAAGAUACACCGUAGAGCUUCCAUUCAAGGAUGCAGAUCCACAAUUCACUGACACUCUGCAGGGAGCAACCCAACGCUUUGCUUCUGUGGAGCGCCGUCUACAUAGAGACACAGAUCUGCACUCACGGUAUGUACAAUUCAUGCAAGAGUAUAUUUCUCUAGGCCACAUGCGCCAAUUGAACCCUGAGGAAAUUCUCACCAACAUGCCACAUCACCCUGUACUUGAAAAGAAACUACCAGUAGUUUUUGACGGUUCAUUCCAAGAUUCUUCUGGUCAAUCUUUAAACGACGCCCUGAACGUUGGGCCGAGCAUUCAACGAAACCUGUUCGAUGUAUGCGUACGCUUUCGUUUAAAUAAAUACGUUUUUUCUGCGGACAUUAUCAAGAUGUUCAGGCAAAUUUUGAUCAACAAGCAUCACCGCAACUAUCAACGUAUCGUUUGGAGAGAACAUCCUUCAGCUCCACUUCUACAUUACCAACUCUCCACUGUAACCUAUGGCACUGCGUGUGCACCAUUUCUGGCUGUACGGGUUCUCGAGCAACUGGCCAGAGACUACCAACAUUUGCAUCCAACUGCUGCGCGCAUUCUUCUUGAAGAUUUCUACGUUGACGACGUUUUAACAGGAGCUGACACCGAGGAAAAGCUUCUACAAUACAAACAAGAACUAAUUCAACUAAUGUCAUGUGCUCAACUCGAGCUUGGAAAAUGGAUUUCCAACAGCAACCGCGUUGUCGACCCUGAGACAACAAUCACAAACAAUACAUCAUACAGUCCACUCGAAACUACGAACAAGGUUUUGGGAAUUCAUUGGCAACCGCACACGGACACAUUGGCAUACAAGGUAUCUUUGCCCAGCGAGGGAAAGAUUACAAAACGGCAAGUUUUAUCAGACGUGUCUCGCAUUUUCGACCCACUUGGAUUGCUGGCUCCAGUGGUUAUUCAAUUCAAAAUCCUGUUCCAAGAACUUUGGGUUCUCAACUUAGACUGGGACAGCCCGCUACCGCUCAGCCUGGAAGAUUGGUAUCUCAAAUGCAAGCACGAUAUCAACACGCUCAAUGAACUUGAGGUUCCACGCUACAUUGGCACCUCUACUGACACAAUUGAAUUGCACGCCUUCUCGGACGCAUCUAUAAAAGCCUACGCCGGUGCCGUUUACAGUAGAGUCACUCUCCCUGAUGGUAACAUACAGGUUACUCUUAUUGCUGCAAAGACUCGUGUAGCACCGCUCAAGACACAAUCACUUCCACGCCUGGAAUUGUGCGGCGCACUGCUACUAAGUCGACUCAUCAACUCAGUCUAA
Messenger RNA from Drosophila ananassae, 3234 nucleotides. RefSeq lists its product as uncharacterized. Gene Ontology annotation, molecular function: nucleic acid binding; aspartic-type endopeptidase activity; zinc ion binding. The record is from RefSeq and is a predicted model, not a curated record. The coding region runs from base 1 to 3234 and encodes 1077 amino acids. Lineage: Eukaryota; Metazoa; Arthropoda; Insecta; Diptera; Drosophilidae. Gene Ontology annotation, biological process: proteolysis. The transcript has 2 exons.